AUCCCUCAUCCAACAGGGCUGAUGAAUAAUAAAGGAAUGGGGGGUUCUUCAACUGGUCAACCCUCUGCCCAUCCAUUGCCCCCCCCCAAAAUUAGAGCAAGUGGCUUGACUGGCUUCACUGGAGAUUUAAUAGAAUCCAUGAGAAAAUGAGUGCCUGCCUUACAAAUAGGGGCCUCACAGCCAGUCCUAGGCAUGUCUGAGGCUGAGAAGACAAGGGAAUCUGGAAUUAUUUUCCACGGGACCCAGUUUCCCCAUCUCCCCAUCUUGCAUUGACCUGAUGGGUGGGGUGGGUUCAAGCUUCACCUGGAUGCAGAGAUCAUGGGUAGAGGUCCUGGUCCAGAGGUGGGAGAUGAACAAAAUUUUAGAGUUCUAGUUAUCUCACAUAAUGAAAAUUGCUUUGGCUGAGGUUACAGGGUCUUUUCUUCAUUUCCACUUUCAGAUCUCAAAAUGUCCACCAAAGGCCUACCUCUUGAAAAAGGAGAGUUCAAAUAAGGGGAAAGGGAACAGGGCUUGGGCCAGCCCGAAUGUAGUAAUAUUUUAGGUGGCUCACCCCCACACCUCUACUAAUUAUCUCACUGAUCAGAACUGUGUCCCCACACUUGUCUAGCUGCAAGAGAGUCUGGGAAAUUUGUAAUUUGAAUAUACAUCUCUAAUUGGUUCUUUUGGCCCUGACAGAGUAUGCCCCUCCCCUGUAGAUCUUUCCCUCCGGGAUGGACCCUCCCCGCCUCCAGACCCACCGAGUUGAGUUGAAGCUAUCAUAGAGGCUUCUUGGCCACAAAGCACUCACGAAACUGGUUCAAAUGGCCCUGACAGGUCAAACUUGACCCUUCCCUGCACACACAGUCCUGUCCCAAGCACAGGUAAUAGAGGUGCAGCGAGACUCGCGAGCCCGCCUUGUGGACACGUGGCAGGUGUCUGCAGCACCACCUAGGCAGUUGGGCCAGGAGCCAGCGACGGUUGGUGUCGCAGGGCGGGAAGGCCCACGGGGCGGUGGCUGCGCGUGCCUAGUGCCCCGCCCCCCCAUACCUUGUCUCAUCACUGCUGUCAGAGCUACCCUCUACGUCCCAGUGCCCUGCUGCUCCCGGACUCAGAUCUAUUUAUAUCUCUUCCCUGAGUUGCCUGUGUGAGACAUGGAGCUGCCACUGCCACCUAGUGACCAAGAGUUGGGCCUGGGUACCUGGAGCCCCGACUCCCAAAAAGAGAGGCACGAGGCUUCGGAACCCAGCAAGGAUGUUGCCAAGAAGUUGCCCGAGUACAAGGCAGUGGUGGUCGGUGCAAGUGGCGUGGGAAAGAGUGCACUGACCAUCCAGAUGACCCACCAGUGCUUCGUGGAGGACUAUGAGCCUACCAUCCAGGAUUCCUACUGGAAGGAAGUAGCCCUGGGCAAUGGGGGCUACAUUCUAAAUGUGCUGGACACAGCAGGGUAAGACAUCUACAGGGCCCUACGGAACCAGUGCUUGGCAGCUGGUGAUGGCAUACUGGGUGUCUUCGCUCUUGAUGACCCUUCAUCUCUGGAUCAGCUGCAGCAGAUGCGGGCCACCUGGGGCCCUUGCCACACUCAACCCCUCGUCCUGGUGGGCAACAAGUGUGACCUUAUGACUCUUACUGGAGGGGCCCAUGCCACUGCUGCAGCCCUCGCCCAAAGCUGGGGGACUCCCUUCGUGGAGACCUCAGCCAAGAUACGGCAAGGUGUGGAGGAAGCCUUUUCCCUGCUCAUCCAUGAGAUCCAGAGGGUCCAGGCAGCCAUGCUGGAGGCCGGUGGGAAGAAGGCCCACCAUCAGAAGGCUGUGUGUGUCUGCGGCUGCUCUAUGUCCUGAAGAUCUCCGUCAGGAAAAGCAGCCCCUCCCCAGGCCAGGGUGCGAUUCCCUUGACAGAGAUACCUCAAGAGCAACUAGUAACAAGGACACGCACUGUUGAUAGGGAUACAUGGACACUCUUCUUCUUUCAUUUGUUGAGGAGCUUUUUGGUGACAAGGGGGUGUCUAGUGUUGGCUGUGUUGUCAGUUUGAGAAAUUUUGU
Molecule: messenger RNA, 2018 nt
Organism: Fukomys damarensis (Damara mole-rat)
Lineage: Eukaryota; Metazoa; Chordata; Mammalia; Rodentia; Bathyergidae
Gene: Eras
Product: ES cell expressed Ras
Exons: 2
Biological process (GO): Ras protein signal transduction
Cellular component (GO): plasma membrane
Molecular function (GO): GTPase activity; GDP binding; GTP binding
Source: RefSeq, a predicted model, not a curated record